AAGCAAGCGUCGUCGUCUUCUGGGAAAAGAUAUCUUUUUUUUUUUACUCUAUCAAACUGGGAAAAAGGAUAUUUCCAGAUUAGGUAGAGACCGAAAACUUCAGGCUUCAAGUUCUUAAAUAUGGCGGCCGAUUCUUCAAAUGCUAUAGACAUCGACGGGAAUCUCGACUCUGAUUCAAACCUUCACUCUGACGGUGGAGAUACGAACACUAAUGAUUCCUCAAAGGCAUUGGCAAUCCCUGCUCCCGCCGUUUGUCUUGUCCGGUUCGCCGGAGAUGCAGCUGGUGGCGCCGUCAUGGGCUCUAUCUUCGGAUAUGGUUCAGGAUUGUUCAAGAAGAAAGGCUUUAAAGGAUCAUUUGCGGAUGCAGGGCAAUCUGCAAAGACUUUCGCUGUUUUAUCUGGAGUACACAGUUUGGUUGUUUGCCUUCUGAAGCAACUGCGUGGGAAAGAUGACGCCAUUAAUGUUGGAGUUGCUGGGUGCUGCACCGGUCUUGCUCUUAGUUUCCCUGGUGCUCCACAGGCUAUGCUACAGAGUUGUCUUACUUUUGGGGCUUUCUCUUUUAUCCUUGAGGGACUCAACAAAAGACAAACAGCUUUGGCUCACUCGGUCUCCUUGAGACACCAAACCGGAAACUUUCAAGAUCAUCACCGUCCUUUACCACUCUCUCUCGCUCUCCCGAUCCAUGAAGAAAUCAAAGGAGCCUUCUCUUCUUUCUGCAAGUCAUUAGCAAAACCCAAGAAGAUCUAAUGUUCCAUGAAUCUCCUUUUCUUGUGCCUUAGGCUCUCUGUAGAUGUUUAAAUUUCCCGCUUUUGCUGUACUUUGUGAGAGAAUGUUUUAUUAAAGGCUUUUUGCAAGAGUCAAUUUGAAGAAGAAAAAAAGACUUGUGUACCUUUUGCUCUAUUAAUACGAUUUCUUUUUAGAA
Molecule: messenger RNA, 922 nt
Organism: Eutrema salsugineum
Lineage: Eukaryota; Viridiplantae; Streptophyta; Magnoliopsida; Brassicales; Brassicaceae
Product: mitochondrial import inner membrane translocase subunit TIM22-2
Exons: 5
Coding region: 121-747 (208 amino acids)
Biological process (GO): protein insertion into mitochondrial inner membrane; protein targeting to chloroplast
Cellular component (GO): chloroplast envelope; TIM22 mitochondrial import inner membrane insertion complex
Molecular function (GO): transmembrane protein transporter activity
Source: RefSeq, a predicted model, not a curated record